AAGACCCAAAUUACCAGAUAAUUAUACUCAGGACACAUGGCAGAAACUUCACGAAGCAGUGGGAGCAAUACAGAGUAGCAUUUCUAUUAAGUACAACCUUGAAGAGCUCUACCAGGCUGUUGAAAACCUUUGUUCUUAUAAAGUGUCUGCUACACUGUACAAACAGCUGCGACAAGUCUGUGAAGAUCAUGUGAAAGCACAAAUCCUUCAAUUCAGAGAAGAUUCUCUGGAUAGCCUUUUAUUUUUAAGGAAGAUAAAUAAAUGCUGGCAAGAUCAUUGCAGACAAAUGAUCAUGAUCAGAAGUAUUUUCUUAUUUUUGGAUCGCACAUAUGUACUUCAGAAUUCAAUGUUGCCUUCUAUAUGGGAUAUGGGGCUAGAAUUAUUUAGGAAUCACGUUAUUAGUGAUAAACAAGUUCAAAACAAGACUAUUGAUGGAAUCCUCUUGCUGAUUGAACGAGAACGAAGUGGUGAGGCUGUGGACAGAAGUUUGCUGCGCAGUUUGUUAAGCAUGCUCUCUGACCUGCAGGUUUAUAAAGAAUCGUUUGAACAGAGGUUUUUGGAGGAGACAAAUUGCUUAUAUGCUGCAGAGGGCCAAAGAUUAAUGCAAGAAAGAGAG
This is a messenger RNA of Tinamus guttatus (white-throated tinamou), 616 nucleotides long. The record is from RefSeq and is a predicted model, not a curated record. Lineage: Eukaryota; Metazoa; Chordata; Aves; Tinamiformes; Tinamidae.